This is a messenger RNA of Pseudoliparis swirei, 7879 nucleotides long. It is a transcript of the gene dennd4c, whose product is annotated as DENN/MADD domain containing 4C. Gene Ontology annotation, molecular function: protein binding. The transcript is spliced from 34 exons. Gene Ontology annotation, cellular component: ESCRT I complex; cytoplasmic vesicle. Gene Ontology annotation, biological process: regulation of Rab protein signal transduction. The coding region runs from base 324 to 6065 and encodes 1913 amino acids. NCBI's taxonomy places the organism in Eukaryota, Metazoa, Chordata, Actinopteri, Perciformes, Liparidae. The record is from RefSeq and is a predicted model, not a curated record.
GAAGCCUCUCCCCUGGGCGGUUCCAGCCUGAAAGAGACGUUUAGGAAGAAAGCCCACUAACGCAACUAUCAGCGCAGUCUCAAACAUGGCGCCCGCCUCCGCCGACAACUUCAGAUGAAAGUGUGGCGAAGAAGUGGCCAGCAAAGUUUCAAAGGAGUAUUUCGACGUGCUUUUUCUUUUGUGCCGUUUUCCGCCCGCCGUUCCGUUCCGACCUGUUUGCAGAAAUAAAAAAAGACGGAAUCUAUCAAGCGGCUACAGACAGCAAGUUGCCUACAUGACAACAUUGCCUCUCGCUGCAGUGUAAACAGCUGGUACACCCAGCCAUGAUCGAGGACAAGGGUCACCGGGUGACCGACUACUUUGUAGUGGCCGGGCUGACGGACAAAUCCACGCCCCUGGAGCAGGACCUGUCGGAGACCAAGUCCAGUGGGCCCAAAGCGCCCAUCACCGACUUGGCCGUCAUCAACAAGUCGGCGGGAGAAACGGUGCCCGAGGGCUUCACGUGCAUCGACGGCACCUACAGCGGCCAGCCGGCCAACCUCAACCACGGCAGCCUGAAGAGCCCCGAGCUGUUCCUGUGCUACAAGAGGGGUCGGGGGAAGUCUCCUCUCAUCGACAUCGGUGUGCUGUACGAGGGUAAGGAGCGUCUGAUCCAGGGCUGCGAGAUCAUCCAGGCCACGCCGUACGGCCGCUGCGCCAACGUCAACAACAGCUCGGCCACCUCGCAGCGCAUCUUCAUCACGAUGCGCCGGGCGCCGCCCGUCCAGCCUCAGAACUCCCUCGCGGUGACGGACAUCUGCGUCAUCGUCACCAGUAAAGGGGAGAUACCGCCACAUACCUUCUGCAAAGUGGAGAAGAACCUCAACUGUGGCAUGUGGGGCUCCAAUGUGUUCCUGUGUUACAAGAAAUCGGUGUCUACGUCCAAUUCCAUCAGUUACAAAGCCGGUCUCAUCUUCCGAUACCCAGAAGAGGACUACGAGUCUUUUCCUCUGUCAGAAUCAGUCCCUUUGUUUUGUUUGCCGAUGGGCGCCAAGAUCGAGUGUUGGGAUCCAAACACACGCGAUCCUCUGCCUGUCUUCUCCACGUUUGUCUUGACCAGCUCCUCUGGUGAAAAGGUGUACGGAGCAGCGGUCCAGUUCUACGAGCCGCAUCCGGUGGAUCAGUUGAGCGAGAAGCAGAAGAUCCAGCUGGGUCUGCUCACCGCCGUGGAGAAGAAGGUGAUCCCCAACCGGCCCGUGAAAAGCAAUAAAUGCAUCUGCCUGCUGUCCCGCUGGCCCUUCUUUGAGUCCUUCCGGAAGUUCCUGAUCUUCCUCUACAAGCUCUCCGUCUCCGGCCCUCAACCGCUGCCUAUCGAAAAGCACAUCUCGCACUUCAUGCACAAUGUGUCGUUUCCUUCCCCUCAAAGGCCAAGAAUAUUAGUCCAGCUCUCGGCACAUGACAACUUCAUCCUCUCCCAGCCUGUGUGUACACCCUUGCCGCUCAGCGGGGCGGACUACGGCACUUUGCUGAUGAACCUGGGCUCGGAGAACUGCGCCACGCUGCUGCACUUCGUCCUGCUGGAGAGCAAGAUCCUGCUGCACUCGCUCCGGCCCGCCGUGCUCACCGGAGUGGCCGAGGCCGUGGUGGCUAUGAUCUUCCCCUUUCAGUGGCAGUGUCCCUACAUCCCCCUGUGCCCACUUUCGCUAGCAGGCGUCCUGAACGCUCCCUGUCCGUUUAUAGUGGGCGUGGACUCCCGCUACUUCGACCUUUACGACCCCCCGCCAGAUGUCGUCUGCGUGGAUCUGGACACCAACACGAUCUAUCUUUCUGACGAAAAGAGACACGGCAACUGGAAGAACCUGCCAAAGAAGCCCGGCAAGAGUCUCAUUAACGCACUGAGCAACUUGCACCAGCAGCUGGCCACCGUUUCAGGACCUCAAAUGGAACAGGAAAAUUCUGCAGUGGACAUGACCCCCAUAGAGGCGGACUUCACUUGGCACAAGAAGAAGACUUCUCUGGAGAUGGAAAUCCAGGAGGUCUUCCUUCGCUUCAUGGCCACCAUCCUGAGAGGCUACCGCAACUACCUCAAACCCAUCACCCAGGAGCCCUCGGUAAAGGCCACAGCCGCAGACUCCCUCUACGACCUGCAAGGGCUUCUCAAAAGCAGAGACCGAGCCCACCAGAAGUUCUACUCCCAGCUCACCAAGACCCAGAUCUUCAUCCGCUUCAUCGAGGAGUGCACCUUCGCCAGUGACAAGGACACCGGCCUGGCCUUUUUUGACGACUGUGUCGAGAAGCUUUUUCCCUCUGAUAAAAUCACCGACAAGGGCACCAAGGUUGAAGGAGAGUCGUCUGAGGACACGCGACUGUUGGAGCUGGACGAGUCCCAGAAGAGCGAACACACCGUUUUCGUCAUGCCCCCUGAGCCUCCAGUCAGCGAUGGGACGGAACCUGCCUCCAGAUACACCUAUAACAGUUUCCCCCGGCUGCACAUGGAGCUGUUCGACCGUCCUCGGGAGUUCCGCCCGGUGCUCAGCAGCAGACCGACAGGAGCCAGUCUCCUACCGGCUAAGAGGACGAAGCAGGAGAUCAAGCUCGCGUACAAGAUGGCGAAGCAUUUCCACGCCGACCCUCCGCCGUGGGCCCGCUGCCUGUUCAGUCACUGCUACAGCCUGUGGUUCAUCUGCCUGCCAACGGCUGUGCGACACUCCAAGUCUAAAAGCCGGGCCAUGCAGCAGGCGUACAACGUCCUCCUGAAGAUGAGGACCACUGAGGUGGAGGUGCUGGAUGAGGUGUGUUACAGAGUGGUGAUGCAUCUCUGUUGCGUGUGGGGUCUUCCCGUCAUGGCCGUACGAGUCCUGGUGGAGAUGAAGAGAGCCGGAGUGCAUCCAAACGUCAUCACAUAUGGAUUCUACAACAAGACCGUCUUGGAGAGCCCGUGGCCGAGCGCAAACCGCAGUGGCCUCUUUAUGUGGACCAAGCUCCGUAAUGUGGUUCGUGGAGUGUCCCAGUUCAAGCACGUUCCAGACCGAACACCUUCCAAGAAGGAACCCACCACAGCACCGUCGACCGGUGGGUCAGCGGUCGCUGACGCUGACCGCUUGAGUCACGGAAGUGCUGACAGCUCAAGUGAAGUCAACGGUGAAGAACGCAACCGAUUCGCCCACAGCCGCGGCAUGGAAGACACGGCAGACAACCACUGCGGCACAGGGCGUCAGUCUGACCAAGGCUACGGCUCCAAGGACGAGUUACACCAGGAGCUGAUGGAGCAUUCUGCUGCCCUUUCCACGGAGGGAAGAAACGAUCCCAGAGCCCAGCAUACCGGAGGGGACGUUGCUGUCUCGGUGGACAGUGCCGUCGCGGUAGCAGAGCCCCCCAGUCCUGUUGAUGUUCCCUCGCCUGUCCCCAGCAUUGUGAAACUGUCGGGGAGCCUUGAUAGCGGCAGGGAAACGGGUUCAGGGAAGCUGUUCAGGAGACUCAGCAAGACCGAUAACGUGUCUCUCCCUGAAGACGACGCCUCGCUGCCGCCAGGGGACGCAGCCAACCAGCCUCAACAGCAGCGGCAGAAGUCCUUUGCCGAGCGCAGCUGCAGCUUCAGCGCCGAAACCCGAGACGGGAUGCUCCUCGAGAAAGGCGUGGACCACAUGGCCAGUCAGAUGGGUGCCGAUGCCCGGAUCCUGGCUGCAGCGCUCUGUCCAGGCCUAACUCCACCCCCUAAUAGUGUGUCCAAAGCACUUUUUAAAGACCUGGAGGAAGAGCCUGAAGACGAUCCGGGCCUGGCAUUAGGGAAGCUGCCAGAGGAAGACGGAGCGGCGGCAGAAGAAGGAAAGGGAGAGGAUGAAGAGGUAGACGGGGCCGAGUUAAAAAUGGGGGAACGAGAGAGGAAGCACACUGAAACGAGCGAGGACAACCCUGGGCUGCGAGUGCCGACUCUGGAGAGGGCGGACGUGGAAGCGGGCGCCGACCCACUUUCCCUCCUGGUGACCGAGAGCGACGAGUCGGCCUCCGUCGGCAGCCUAGAGCCGCCGCGCUCCGUGCCUGCUGUGGUGUCCCGCAACCUGGCCGAGGAGAUCGAAAUGUACAUGAGCCUGAGGAGCCCCCCGAGCGUCAAGUCCUCCAGCAUGGAGCUCCAGCAGGCCCCGGGAGACUGCGCCGACCCCCCACAGCCCACGCAGUCUCUGGAGCGCAGGGCGAGCCUCCCUGUGCCUCCCGUCAAAACUCCGACCGGCUCCCCGGGCGACACGCCCAAACGCAGCCCCACCGCCGUCACUCGCUCCAAGACUUUCGCGACGAAGACGAAGACCCCCAGCAGCGCGACGGGGAGCCCGGGCCCUCGAUCGUCCUCGCUGACGGCGCUGGUCAAGUCCUCCCAGGGAGGGUCAUUGGGCUCCGUCAUCAACUCCUUCUCAGCCAUCAAGAUGGACCACCUCCUGUCGGGACCGAAGAUAGACGUGUUUAAAUCGAGCAUGAAACAGGCGGCAAAUGUGGCCAGCAAAGUGUGGGGAGCGGUUGCUUCUGCCUACUCAUACUCAGAUGACGAGGAAGACCAAGCUCAGGGUGGCGGCGGCGGCUUCCCAGCCCAUCUGGAUGAGCACACGCUGGCUGCAGAUGAGAGCCCAGAGAGAGGAGCCAUCCCGGGGCUGGUGGCCAACGGUCUCAACCAGAGCUGCACCAGCCUGGGCAGCAGCAGUGGCAGCAGUGACACGGGCCGAGGGACCCACCCGACACACCCAACUCCUGGCCGAGCAGGCAGGGGUCCAGACUCCGAGCAAGGCUCUUUACAUCACGCUUCCUCCUCGAGCAUUUACCAGAACUGUGCAUUGGAGGUGCUGAUGUCCAGCUGCUCCCAGUGCCGCUCUUGUGAAGCCCUGGUGUACGACGAGGAGAUAAUGGCCGGCUGGACAGCCGAUGACUCCAACCUGAAUAGCGACUGUCCCUUCUGUGGCACAGCCUUCCUUCCCUUAUUGCACGUCGAGUUUCACGACUUGCGGACGAUGACCGGGUUUUACAUCAAUCCCAGUGCCUCAGGAGACAGUAUCCACAGCACCAGUACCCAGCCCAUAGCCAGCAGCUCAGCCGACAUCAAGACAACAGAACUUAUCACUUUCCCCGAGGAGGAACCUCGGGAGACUCCAGACAACCUGCCUGUUGCACAUACGAGUCUGAUUCCAGAGCCGGCGCAAUCGGACCCCUUAGGUCUCCUGGAGCACCAGGCAGCGCGGCAGCAGCGUAGCUGCAGCGGGACGUCGCUGACGCGCAGCAACAGUGUCGGCGGCCCGCUGCAGAGCCUGGACUACUCCCCGAGACCCGGACACGGCGUCUCCACCACCAGCCUGCCCUGCAGCCUGCAAGCGGUGUCGGACGGCAUGGGGACCAAAAGGCCGAACCCCAAGCCUGUGUCAGUCCCGUACCUCAGCCCCCUGGUGCUGCGCAAGGAGCUGGAGACCCUGUUGGAGAACGAGGGCGAUCAGGUGAUCUACACCCACAAGUUCCUCAGCCAGCACCCCAUCAUCUUCUGGAACCUGGUUUGGUAUUUCCGUCGCCUGGACCUUCCCACUCACCUACCUGGCCUCAUCCUAACCUCUGAACACUGCAACAAUGGCGUACAGCUUCCCCUGACGUCACUGUCCCAGGACAAUAAGCAGGUCUUCGUCCAGCUCCUGUGGGACAACAUCAAUCUACACCAGGAACAUGGAGAGCCCCUCUACCUGUCCUGGAGGACCUUGUUGGAGAAGAAGGGGAUGCUGGCUCCCACAGACCACCAGGAGAUUCGUACCCUCCUCAACACGAUUGUUCGCAACAUCCAGACCAACGACAUCUACGGGCCAAUCAACCUGUUGAUCCGAGAGAUCAAACAGCGGCCAGAGGGAGUCAAAAGGCAAAGGAGUAUCUAUAGAGAAAUAUUGUUCCUCUCCCUGGUGGCGCUGGGGAAGGAAAACAUCGACGUGGAGGCCUUCGACAGGGAGUACCGCUUGGCUUACGAGGAACUGAGCGCCGAGCAGCUCAAGUCCUUGCACCGCAUCGAUGAACCGCCCAGCCCCAACGUCCAGUGGUGCCUUAAAUGCUUCGGGACCCCCAUCAUCUGACCACACGCACAACCGCGGCAAAGAGGGAACAUCUGGCCGGGUCGAGCGCGACAGCAGACGGGACAGAACCAGUGGCGGGCCGGAGUUGAAGCGCAAAAUUAUUUUGUAUUUAAACGCCUCAAAUCGGCCAAACGAGGUACUUCUUCUUCCCCUUGACUUGGAAGACGCCCAUAGUCUGCUUCUUCUUUUUUUUUUUUUUUUUUACAAACCUAUGAUGCUUUUCAGAGGCUUUUUCCAAGCAGCUACUUUACAGGAGGGACUGUUUCUGUAAAUGGCUUGGAGAGCUGCAGUGAAUCUUUUGGGACUAGUUGAGGUGUGCUUCUUUACAGCUGGUGUAUAGAAUGAUAAAUCACUGUCCAGAAUAUAGCGACUGCCCCUGUUGUGUGUGUGUGCAUGUGUGUUUGUGUGUGUAUGUGUGUGUGUGUUUGUGGUAAGUUCCCUGUCCUGUAGCCUUUUGCCCACAUUGCCUAAACUGGUCCCGACUGUGUCCCCAUUAGAUCAGUCUACGUUGCUUGAGACCGUGUACGUCCCCUGACUGUUCGCUUGUGCACUUUCUGAAAAUAACUUUUUGUACAUAAUGUUUACUUCGGGGGGGGAAGGGGGGGGGGGGUAUGAAAACAGGGUUCGCCUCGAUGCCUUGACUGUUUGUGUGAUCCGAGUCUUAAUGAAUGUUCAAGUUUGUCUUGUUGAAAAUGUACAGGUUCAGAUCUCUCUGUCUGUGUAAAUAUGUAUCGGGAGCACGCGCGUAAACCGGAGAGGACUGAGGACAAUCACUAAUUAUCGAUCACUAAAACCGAUUCUGCAACAUUCCAGAUGCCUUGCAAUCAAAACAGGUCUUAACGAAGUAUUAUUGAUCUCUGCAGCAACCGAUUAAAAUCAGCCCAUUGGAGAAAGAGAUUAUUAAAGGAGCGCGUUGAUGGGUCACUACCGAUGACCACACUUCAAAACAAAGACGCGUGUUCUCUUUGAGGGACGGACGGCUCGGUGACCGAGCGUUCAAUCCAACUCGUGUUUUUAAUAUUUGCAUCUUUUAUCAAUAAUAUGCUUUACUUGUUUAGCUAAUACGCCUUCUUGUAAUGUUGAAUUAGAACUGUAACUCGCAAGUACCGGAGCUACUCCUUAAUCCAGCAUAGAAUGAGCCAGUUUAUAAAAAAAAAUUUUAAUUGGGUAUACUACUUGCAGACAUGAUUGCUGUUAUGGUUUACACACGGGAGCUUUGCAUGUUAGUGGUAGCAGUUAGAGCUUUAGGCUUCCUCAGUUCACCUGACACUUAAGAAAGGAACAAUCUUCCAACACGACAUUCCACUGAAUGCGUAAACCGCAUCAAGGAGAGACGAGCGCUCCGAUGAACUGCUGGUGAGUGGUUGUAGAUGGUCCUAGUGUAGACUUUGUACAGAAGCGAUGCUAUUGUGAAAUAUUAAAUUUGUGCUGCAUCAAUAAAAACCGGACCUUAACCCAGGGUGAGGAUGAGAUGAGACCACAUGGAAAAAGAAGAAAAAAAUAAAGUAACACAGUAGUUUCUGCUCCAAAAUAAAAAUUCUCACUUAUUUAUUUUUGUAUCAUUGACAUUUGGAUUGCAGACAGUGUAACAUUUUUAUGAUUAAAAAAACCUUCCUUUCGCCUUUUAAUCCGUCUUAAGGGAUCCCAUCGUGUACUGAUUUUGUAAAUCUGACCUCCAUAUGGCAGAGGAUGUACAGAAGAGACUGUUCUGUAACAAAAGAUUAAGUGACCUUUUACCGUCCUGUGGAAAGGAAUUGAAUGUCGACACUUAUGUGCGCUGCAAUAAACGAGUUUAUGAAUUGAUUGAAAAACAA